AAAUAAUCGCCGGCGCAUCGUACGCAGAGCGGACAUUGCAAGUGUAUAAUCUUGUUAUUCGCCGAUACUUCCGGCGGCUUCGUACACUGCCAGCGGGUGUUCACUGUGAACAGGUCAUUAAGUUAUAAUUCUCUGCGCCGCCGCACUGAAAAUUUCACCCGGCACCGCUGCUCGAGGCAAAACUGCUGCUGAAAAACCGGUCGAUUGAAGCAGAAAAACAGAAGACUAGCAGCAAUUUUCGCUUGGAGUAUUUCAGCUGUUGCCACUUCGCCAGUAUAUAGUCGCUUUUUGCGUGAUCGAAAGAGAGUCAACUUCGUAUUAUUUGAGACACAUUGCGGCCAUUAGGAGGCCUGUGCAGUGCGCACUCGCAUCAACGGCUGCUGAGUGUUGCUGAAUAAUUGAUGAACACCGUAUCCAUUUCUGCGCCGGCAAUGCACGUCGCUACGCAAAAGGCAGCAGCGCCCAAGAGAAUGGCCGAUCUAACAUCAUCAGUCAGUGUGCCUGGCGCAUCGUCGGCCGCCAGUGCCAGGGCUUCACGUUUCUCACGCGGUGGCAGCGGCGGCGGUCCCAACAGUGCUGCACUGCACGGCAGCAUGUCAAUCGAUCAUUAUUCGUCUGGCUUCUCCGCAUCCAGUCCUCCCGCUGGUAUUCCUGGUCAUCGCAAGUCCGUCUCCGCUAUCAUGUCGACACGAAGACCCUCCGUUUCCAAUGACUCCGAGUAUCAAUAUUAUCCCCCGCAACGUCGAGUGAUUCUGGGCCGUCCAGCGCGAGUAUUUUGGGAUCUGGAGAAUUGCGCCAUCGGUGGUCGGGAUUACAUGGCGGAAAUCAUGCGUACUAUCCAGACACGCGUCGAACAGGACACCGGCGUGGAAGUCUUUGAAAUCUUCGCUUCCUAUCAUCAUGCAUCGCAUAUUCCCAACGAGAUCUAUCAGGAGCUGGUGGCUUAUGAUGUGAACUUCAACAAAGUGCAACUGGUUGAGAAUGCCGACAGCAAGAAUUCCGUGGAAGAUGAUAUCUACAGAGAAGUUGAUAAAUUUAUCGAUACGCAAAGUCAAAGGACACAUUUAUUUCCAUAUGUGUUAGUAAUUGCCGGCCAUGUUUCGUUGAUCGACAAGAUUGAUCCCUUGGAGAAACGUGGCAAAAUCGUGUACGCAAUAAGAAAAGACAAGGAUACGAAUUUUGGCAACACACUGGGCAAGCACGUUGUUUAUGAGUACUCAAUGACGAAAGGCAUCCAAAACCGGAUCAAUUAAAGCCCAGCGUUUUCCAACUUUCCGGCCCGGUCAUCAAGCAGUUGAACUGGCUCUCUUUACUUUUAUUGAACCACAAUAACAAUAAUCAAAACCUGGCCCGUUUAUUGGGCCGUUUGGGACGAAAUAUUUUGUGGCAUUUAUGAGAUAAUAGCUUAAUACAAAAAAAUCAGUGGCGGUUCAUGGUCGUAUGAUCCAUAAAAAACUUCCGCUGCUGUAUUGGGUUGUUGUGGAUUUUGUGAAUCUUUUUGUGUGAAGUAUUAUACUCAAUGUCGGUUUCUGUUUCCGGUUUAUUCUGGCAAUAUACUUCAGUAUAACACUGCUUUCGUUCUGAUUUGUUGUAUUUUAUCUUCAGAGCGAGGCUGUCGCAUGUCACGGUUGUCCCAGUGUUUUGCUUUUGACGUUGUUUUACUUGCUUUCUAAAGCAAGUAUGCUUGGCACGUUGAAAACGUUUUGCAAAUUAAGAGCUAAGUAUGUUGAUGAAA
Paramacrobiotus metropolitanus is the source of this 1735-nucleotide messenger RNA. RefSeq lists its product as uncharacterized. The transcript has 5 exons. NCBI's taxonomy places the organism in Eukaryota, Metazoa, Tardigrada, Eutardigrada, Parachela, Macrobiotidae. Bases 402 to 1253 code for a protein of 283 amino acids. The record is from RefSeq and is a predicted model, not a curated record.